Messenger RNA from Mercenaria mercenaria, 4136 nucleotides. RefSeq names its product protocadherin-11 X-linked-like. The transcript has a single exon. The record is from RefSeq and is a predicted model, not a curated record. Gene Ontology annotation, cellular component: plasma membrane. Gene Ontology annotation, molecular function: calcium ion binding. Gene Ontology annotation, biological process: homophilic cell-cell adhesion. Bases 1337 to 4096 code for a protein of 919 amino acids. Lineage: Eukaryota; Metazoa; Mollusca; Bivalvia; Venerida; Veneridae.
AGUGUAAAAAAAUCGCAGUACGAAUAAUACCUUUAAAAUAACUGCGAAAUGUCAUAACUUUCAUUGCCGCGUUGAAGAUAUUGUAUUGCAAUAAGAUUUUAUCGGAAAAUUAUCGGUAAAUAAUAGGGUUAUUUUACGAAGCGCUGGGUUAAAGUGUAUUUGGAUUUCGGUACGGUAAAGGAAUUUCGGUGCAUCCAGCGGCGAAAAGAAAGGAAAGUGCUCCAGCAGAGAUAAUUUAAACGUAAAGGACAUAAUCUGUUGUUGGCCCGGGUGAUAGGAACUAUAAGCGGUUCCAUUGAUGCGGCAGAGGUGAUAAUUAUAGGUUUAUUGGCUCUAGAUAACGGCAAUUAGUAACACUAAAGGAGCCUCUGUCUUGAUAUUAUAUAAUUCAUGGCAUGAAGUAACGCCUGUUAAAUGCUUAAUUUCCGCUAUGAUUGACAUACUAUGAAUGAAAUGGAAUAUACGACAAGUCAGGUGUUUUAACAGCAGCAGAAAAUCCGUAAAACGUGGAUAUAAUCGCGGCUAUAACUUGGAUCGGAUUUAGAUAAUUAAAGGGCAAUAUAUCAACGGGGAACUGUAGAUACAUACUGUUUGAUUGAAUAUACACAUUGAUGUGCUGGAUUAUAAGCCAGAUUAUUUAUUUUAUAAACCAAACAUGACAAGAUAAUAAACCUAUCAGGGAUAAUACCCCGGAGUCUGCAGCGAAGAGAGUUUCACUCUAGCGUAACACGGGAUUAAAGCAGAAGAAAAACCUUUAAACACUAUUUGUGCAUUUAACACUCAACCGCUGCGGUAGCGUAGUGGUUUUUCGAUUAUCAUCCGAUAUCUUUAGAAGAUGUAGUGAACUUUUGAAAUAAAACCUAAUUUAUAUAUUGAGAUAAACAUUAUUUAAUAAUUCAAGACUAAUGAAAACUCAACAACAUUAUCGUGUGUGAAGAGAAUGUAUUAGAUUGUAUCCAGAGCAGCAAUUACUCGGUACAGAGAUAUUAGACAGUUUUAAACAAUCGGGUGAAAUUUACGAGGAGAUAGUUGGCAAAUUCGGAAUCGCUCACUGGAAAUUAUAUAGGAUUAUUACGGAUUCAUGUCCAGAUAUCAAUCUGCCAGAUGCCCUUCUCAGGUAUGAGGUUUCGUUGAUGUUAUGACUGUAGGUAGGAAAAACAUUACAGGUGAAAAAUAAAUUCCUACUAAUGAAUGACAUUACUGUUAAAACGGUCGAACUGUGUCAGGUAUAAAUUGACAGCAGGGCAUUCAAACAUUGACAAGCUUUUGAUGUACUUUCAUUUAUCAUUCAGAAUAUAUUAAUUAACUUUCAUUGUAAAUUUGUGAGAGCUACACAAUGGAUGAUCAUUGUGUUAAAGUGAUUUUAUUGACUGUGACCAUAUUAAUGACUGUUUCAAGUGCUGUUUCUGAAACGUUUGAGUUUAGAAUGCAAGAGGAACAAAAAGCUGGAUAUGUAGUUGGGAAUAUACUUGAACAAUACAAAAGUGACCGGGAUGAACUUCGAUUUACCUUAAUGAGACAGGGUAAUGCGUAUGAAUCUUACUUCGAAGUUGAAGAAAUUAGUGGCAAUUUAACAACAAAACAAAUAAUAGACAGGGAAGUUUUGUGUGAAUUUACAAAUAUUUGUCAAGUUUCGCUUGAUGUAGCGGCACAAACAGUUUUGAAUGAUGGCUUUUUUGAUGUUGUUAAUAUUUUAAUUAUUGUUGAGGACAUUAACGAUAAUGCACCAACCUUUAGUGAAUCCAGUUUCAAUCUUCCUCUUUCUGAAUCGGUUCUCACCGGAAGUACUAUUACCGUAGAAGGCGCUCGGGACAAAGACACUAGUGAUAAAUAUUCAUUACAAACUUAUGACCUCCAGCCUACAAUACCAGGUGAAAAUCUACCAUUCCAGUUCAAUUUUUCGAAGAAACUAGAUGGUAGCUCAACAAUAAAUUUGAUAGUUAAAGAAAAGUUAAACAGGGAAGAGAAAGAUUCGUACCAGUUUUACAUCGUUGCCAAAGAUGGCGGAUCACCUCCCAAAGAAGGAAACUUACUUGUUAACGUUUCUGUAACUGACAUAAAUGAUAACAACCCUGUCUUUGAGAAGUCGUCGUAUGACAUCACUGUCAAUGAGGACGUUAAUGUCAAUGACGUCAUUCUUACGUUAAAAGUGAGUGAUGAUGAUCUUGGAAUGAACGGGGAAGUCAGAUUCAGACUAAGUUCUUUCCAGCCAAAAAACAAUUUGAAAUAUUUUAGCAUAGACGAAACUCUUGGCCACUUGAAAAUUAAAGAAAAACUCAACGCUAAUGCGGGUGAUACUUUCAGAUUAAUUGUUGAAGCCACAGACCUGGGAAAUCCAUCUUUAACGACACAGGCGUUUGUGCACGUUUCUGUCCUAGAUACAUCAAACAGUGCACCAGAAAUUCACCUCAACCUCCUAACAAAUGCUAAUUAUUCCACAAUAUCAGAGUACGCUAAUAUUGGCGCCGUUGUUGCGCACGUGGCGAUAGUAGACCACGAUACCGGUCGUAACGGUAACGUAAAUUGUUCUGUAUUAAGUGACGUCUUUGGACUUCAAAGAUAUGACGUUCAUGAGUACAAAGUAAUCGUGUCACGGUCACUGGAUCGUGAAAGAGCUGCUACACAUAAUGUGAGCAUUCGCUGUGAGGAUAAAGGGGUACCGCCUCUGAGUAACACAAACACUUUUCUCGUGCAUAUCAACGACGAAAAUGAUAAUCCGCCAAGGUUUAGGCAGCAGAGAUACUUCUCAAGUAUUGAUGAAAAUAAUGAAAUAGGUGACAAAAUAACAACUGUUUCAGCGUUCGAUCUUGACUCCGGAAAUAACAGUGUCAUAUCUUACUCUGUGGCACCUGCUUCUUCUAAAUACGCCUACGUCGAUCCUAAAACAGGUCUGGUAAUGGCGAAUAAGGUUUUCGACAAAGAAUCUAAAGAAGGCCAAGGGAUUUCAUUAACAAUUUAUUGCAAAGAUAAUGGUGUACCGGCUUUAACAGGGACCACUUCUGUGAUUGUCACAAUUAACGACCAGAACGAUGAAAAACCGGUAUUCGAUCAAACUUUAUUCAGAUUCUGGUUGGACGAAAACCUCCCCGCAGACACAUCCGUUGACCGACUAAGUGCGAAGGAUAAGGACAAGAACAGUAAUGCAUUGACCAAAUAUUCUCUGAAGUCCGGACAAUCGGAAGUACCGUUCGUUGUUCUCGAAGACGGAGUGAUCAAAACGAACAGGGAAUUAGAUCGAGAAGAGAAGGACGAAUACACAUUUGACGUUGUUGCUACUGACGUCGGCAAUGAGAGCCUGUUCAAUGUAGCUAAAGUGACUGUAUUUAUUGUGGACAAAAAUGACAAUAAUCCAGUUAUACAAUACCCCAAGCCUGGUAAUAAUACUGCUAGUGUCUCUUUUCUUACCCCUCCAAGAACAGUAGUUUAUAGCGUUAUUGCUUAUGAUAUGGAUGAGCCGUAUACGGAUAACUCAAACUUACGGUACUCUAUGACUACAAUCAAUAAGACAAAUUUCUUUUCUAUUGACCCUCAAAGUGGUGACAUUUUGUUAUCUGCACCUUUAGAAAACACGAAUUCCGUCGGUAAGGUGUAUGUUCUAAGCAUUACGGUUCGAGAUAGUGGAGAGAACACGUACCCGGCGACGGCGACGUUACGUAUACUUAUUACAACAGAAAACGGCACCAUGACAACCUCAACAGAAGAACCGAAUAAAAACUUUGUAAUUGUUGUUGUCGUAGCCGCUGUGACAAUUCUCAUAUCCGCCGGCAUCAUUGUGACCAUAUGUAUAAUUCGUCGGCUCGACACGCGACGACGAGAUGAUAAACAAAGGCAAAAAGUACUAAAUGAAAAUAUGUAUACAAAGAACAAUGACGAAGUUGACAAUAUAUUUCCUCUACCGAUGGACACAAGUUUUACGGAGAAGAAGAAGAAGGAGGUGAGCUUUUCACUGGAAGAAAAUGGUAUGAUGAACCACAGCCAGGCGAACUCUGGAUCAGAUGAUCCGGACCAUGACAGUUUUGAACAGAUACUAUUAGAGGUAAGUCAAAUAAGGUUGUUUUUUUUUUUUCAAAGUAAAUGUGUACUUUUUUGUAUUUGAUAGUAAACUGGGUGGUUAAGUUAGCAGACAGGGAAAUAUA